AUGGCACAAGGCUUCAAGCCCCUCAAAGCUAACCCUGCCGCUAGCAAGGGAAAGGGCAAGUCGACAGCGCAGACCAAGAAGGCCAACCAGCCCAAAAAGGGUGCCCGCGUCACCCCGCCCAAGAAGCUCUCUGCCCAGACUCUUGCUGCAAAGAAGAAGCGUCAGACCGCCUCUGUAUCAGGCACUGUUGAAGACGAGAUGAUCGCACGAGCGGCUGGCGGCGGCCCGUUGAAGUUGUUGAAGGGAAAAGCGAAGCCAGAUGAGGAGGAGAAGAAGAAGAAGUAG
Molecule: messenger RNA, 285 nt
Organism: Jaminaea rosea
Lineage: Eukaryota; Fungi; Basidiomycota; Exobasidiomycetes; Microstromatales
Exons: 2
Coding region: 1-285 (94 amino acids)
Source: RefSeq, a predicted model, not a curated record